CCCGGCGAGCGGAAAGCCCCGCCUGGGGAGGAGCCAGCCGGGCUCGUUCCGCCGGGCGGGACCACCUCAGCAGACGGCGGCACAACCAAGCCCCCCACUCCAUGACAGCACCGCUUCCCCUCCGAGCUCCUGCUUUAUAUAGCCUCUGCUCCGCGCUGAUUGGCUGCCGCGCCUGUCAGUCAGGCUGGGAAUUUCCCGGGGGCGGUUCCCACCGUCCCUCCGCUGUCCCCCCGCUUCCUCCGCGCUGGCACCGGAGCGACACCGGGAGCGGUACCGGAGCGGGCCCGCCUCGGGGCGCACAGGCGGGGAUGCCCGGCUCGGAGGUAGGUGACUGAAUGGCGGGCAUGGAAGGGAGAGGACCCUACCGCAUCUACGACCCUGGCGGGGGCUCGGAGGACCAUGGAGCCGCAGCCUUUGAGCGGCUGGUGGAGGAGAACACCCGGCUGAAGGAGAAGAUGCAGGGGAUCAAGUCUAUCGGAGAGCUGCUGGAGGAGUCCCAGAUGGAGGCAUCCAAGCUGAGGCAGAAGGCAGAGGACCUCGUGAAGGACAACAAAAUGCUGAUAGCAUCAUCUUCCUUGGAGGAGCUGGUGGAAACUGGAGCCAUCGGCCCUGAUCCCAGCUCCACACAGGCUGUCCCAGGCAGUGCCCAGCCAGAUGUGGAAGCACGGAAAUCUUCCCCAAAUGGAUCCUCUUCAGACUUCGAGAUCGUCCCUGUGGAAGCACAGGGGUUUCCCCAGGAGAGCAGGAGAGCGGACUUGGAGCAGGCACCGAAUGAGGAUGCCAACCUGCUGCCCCAGCUGCAGCAGCUGGAGAGCACGCUGAGCGGCUGUGCCAAGGAGGCCAGCAAGGACCAGGUCUUCAUGCGCAUGGGCUACAUGGCCUCUGAGCUCAAGCGCCUGGCCUCCAAGGUGCACAAGAACGAGCAGAGAACAUCCUUCCUGCAGACGCUGUGUGAGACGCUGCACAGUGAGAACAAGGAGCUGCGAACCAAGCUGGAGCGGGACCUGGAGCAGAGAAACCAGGCGCUGGAGAAGCUGAGGUGUGAGAACCAGGAGCUCCGGAGGAUGGUGACACUGGGCAACCAGGAUGGUGGGAAGAGGGAAGCUGCGGAGCAGCAGCAGCUGCUGGAGGUGAACAAGCAAUGGGAUCAGCACUUCCGAGCCAUGAAGCAGAAGUACGAGCAGAAGGUCACGGACCUGCACCAGGAGCUGGCCGAGGCCCGCAGGGCACUGGCUGAGCUGGAAUCGGAGCAGGAGCAAAAGCAACGGGAUUUUGACCGCAAGCUGCUGCUGGCCAAGUCCCGGAUCGAAACGGAGGAGGCAGAGAAGGAGAGGCUGUCCAUGGAGGUGAGGGACCUGCAGCAGAGGAUGCGGUUCCUGCAGGAGCAGCUGGCUCCGGUCACCCGGCAGCGGGAAUACCAGGAAAAGGAGAUCCAGAGGCUGAAUAAGGCGCUAGAGGAGGCCCUGAAUGUCCAGGCCUCUCCACCACCCAUCUUUGCCAGUGCCAUGGAGACAGCAGGGAAGGUGCCAUCGCAGGAGCUGCUGACCCAGAACGAGCUGCUCAAGCAGCAGGUGAAAAUCUUCGAGGAGGACUUCCAGCGGGAGCGGAGUGACAGGGAGAGGAUGAACGAGGAGAAGGAAGAGCUGAAGCAGCAGCUGGAAAAGCUGCAGAAGCAGUUGGUCCUCUCCAACAACCAGCUGCGAGCUUCCAAAGAUGACUGCCAGAGGGAAAAGGAGGAGAAGGAGAAGCUGAAGAAGCUGCUGAAACAGCACAAACAGGCGUCUGGAGAGAGGCUGCACCCCGAGCCGCUGCAGGGGCCGCUGGGCCCUUCCUGCCCCGUGUACCCGUAUCAGUACAGCCCCCCCGUGGCUCACCCCAUGUACCAUGGCUUCGACGAGUGGCAGCAGAUCCGGUACCCGCUGGCAGUGCCGGGAGAGCACACGGCGGGACAGAACUUCCACCACUUCUCCCCACCCGAGUACCCCUGGCACCCGCCCUGUGCCAUGGCUCGCAGCCAGAACGCCCAAGCAGUGGCUGGGGUGAAACAGAUCCCCAAGGACUUGGAACAGGCAGGUCCCAGACUGCCCUAAUGCCAAGGACCGGCUGCGCUGUGCUACCAGCAGAAGAGGAGUAGGGUGUGUGUGUGUGCCCGUGUGUAUGUAUCUAGGAGCUUCCUCCAGCUGCCUCUCCCUGUGCGUGGACACGCGGUGGACGUGCGGUGCAUCCCCGCCAGGAGAGCGUGAAGGAGGGACCGGCGGUGCCAGCGCGGUGGGGUCAGUGCCCUGCGGCCAUCCCCUUCCCCACGAGGCGUCAGGCCUGGCAGCGCUGUAGCCCUGAGCCAGGUCUUCAGGGAAGAGGAGCCGGCGUUUCCCAGGAGCUGCCCUGGGCCGGGGGCUUUGGUCCGGCCCCUGGAGGAGCGGGUGCCAGCAGGGAUGCUCCCGGCGGUGGGAGAGCCCACGCUCGCAGGCGGGUGCCUGCCACAGCCAUGGCCCCGCUGGAGGGUGGUUGGUGUCUUUGUAUUUAUUUAAGGACUGAAGUGUA
Molecule: messenger RNA, 2541 nt
Organism: Strigops habroptila (Kakapo)
Lineage: Eukaryota; Metazoa; Chordata; Aves; Psittaciformes; Psittacidae
Gene: TNIP1
Product: TNFAIP3 interacting protein 1
Exons: 17
Coding region: 336-2090 (584 amino acids)
Biological process (GO): regulation of transcription by RNA polymerase II; cellular response to lipopolysaccharide; negative regulation of canonical NF-kappaB signal transduction
Source: RefSeq, a predicted model, not a curated record